AAUCGACCUAACUUAUCCGCGUUAGAGACAUUGGCUUGCCAAGUAUAAUACAUUUUCGUCUGCAAAACGUUUUGUUUAAAAAUCGUUCAUGGCUUGACAAUGAACGCCGGUUCAUCUUAAAGAGCGCAAUUUGUUGAACAAUGAGGAGUGUUACAAUAGAAUAUCGUUUUACGUACGCGUGUGCUAUUGAUGUGCAUUUAAAUUGAAUUUAAAAUCCAGCACAGAGAUGUACAUGAUAGCGAUAAUUGUUACAAACAUCUACAUGUUGUCCACGGUCGCAACGAUGACAUUUAUAUUGUUAUCUAUUGUUUUAAUUGAUCUUUUGAUCGUUAAUCCUCAAUUAAACAGUCUUGAUUUAAACGAGCAGACCAUUGGUGGGCUAAAUACCAUACACUACUGAUUUUAACGUUUGAUUCCGUUUAUGACAAACAGCGCUUAAUGGAUUCCAAUUUGUUAAACUGAAUUUAAUUUGAUUUUCCCCAUACAUCUGAUAGACGAUCAUUUAACUGCAUUUAUCGACUAUUAUGCAGAGAUAUACAAGCUCUUAGUGUUGAGCAUUCUUAGCGAUAUGAAAUAAAUUGAAAAAUUGAUAGCGUUUCAUUUUGAACUCUUUGAAGUGGGCAAUUGGUAAAGAAACGGGACUUAUAUACGCAAAGAAACACAUGCAGGAUUUUUACAAUCAACGCUCAAUGAAAUAUAAGAUAUAUUGAAAGAUGAUAGUGUGUUGUGGAAAUGGAUUUCGUGCUUUCCAAAGGUUCCAUUUAUAGCAAAUUGCCAUUAACACGCACUUUAACUAUUGGAUACAAUAAUUUGAAGAAGCGACUUAUUGUUUAAACAAUUCUAAAAGUUAACGUUUAACAUAUUGAAAGAUAAGUGUUAUAGCGGUUGAAUUUUACAUAAAAGAAUACAUUUUAAUCGAUUAAAACAAUGGCGGAACAAGAAAACAAGGUUGGAUUUGUUAAAACUAUACGGAUGCAAGGGAACUAUUUCCCGGAUGAUUCGGAGAUCACAACCACUCAACCAAGCAUUCCUAAACUGCCUGUCAGACCGAUGUCGCAUACAGUUCUUCCGGUCUCACCGCCGCCGAUCCCCAAGCGUCUCGUAAAGACAGCGCUCCAUCAGGCGGUCUUGGACGGGCGUCUGCACCAGGCGCGCCUCCUCGUGGAGAAACAUGGCGUCAGCGUCAACGUGAAAGACGUCUACGGCAGGACGCCACUCAUGCUGACGUCAAUGAUCGACGACGAGCCGGGCUCAAAGAUGGCGAAGAUUUUCGUUUUCGCCGGUGCUAAUCUGAGCAUUCGGGAUAAUAUGGGUCGAACGGCCCUGGCCAUGGCGUGCGUGUCGGGUAAAGAGAAAAUCGUCGAUGAAAUCCUUAGGACAGAUAUUCUGUACAUUAACGAUGGUGAUAACGACGGUAACACUCCGCUGCACCACGCCGCAGCCAGCGGCAAUCCGAAUAUCGUGAAAUUACUCAGCGAGCUGUUCGUUAAAUUUGGACUGGACAUUGACACACGGAACAAGCUGGGCUACACCGCACUAUUGGUAGCCUGCAGGAACGGACACUUCGUCUCUGCACACCAUCUCCUGAUCCACGGUCAGGCUUCACCAGCCCUGAGGGACGAGGAAACCUAUUUGAACGCUAACGAGUGGACACAGAAGAGCUCCCACCACGUGCCGGUUCCGGCCAGGCGCAUGGUGGCUCCCCCGAGCGCGCCGGCAUUUUCGCGGGAAAUGACUAUGUACCAAAGAUCGCUUACCCCAGUGUGUCGACACACGGUGCCCUUUAAUUUGCUCAACUCCUGGGCGAACCGAAGUGAUAGCUUCGAUGUUGUCCGAGGGGAGACGGUCUACGAAGGCAAAGACGCCAGACAGAUGGUCCUGAACGACAUCAGUAACGCGGAGACGCACGGUUGGGCUCGAAAGCACAAGCCCGAGAAAAUCGUGCACCCACCGACCGCCAAGUUGUUGGCGCUCUCUCGACGACGGACGAAAUCGGCGCUUCCGCCGGAUAUGAAUACAAUUUUCCGGAUGUAUUCGGAUCAGUACCAGCCCGACUGGCGGAAGGACAAGAUCACGCUGCACUCCCCGACCACUGACAAAAUGCCGACCAUUAUACGCUCGCGUCCGUCGGUGACUGUUGGUAGCUAGAGACG
Messenger RNA from Dreissena polymorpha, 2153 nucleotides. Its product is annotated as ankyrin repeat and SAM domain-containing protein 3-like. The record is from RefSeq and is a predicted model, not a curated record. Gene Ontology annotation, molecular function: protein binding; RNA nuclease activity; RNA binding. The transcript is spliced from 2 exons. NCBI's taxonomy places the organism in Eukaryota, Metazoa, Mollusca, Bivalvia, Myida, Dreissenidae. Gene Ontology annotation, biological process: RNA processing. Bases 928 to 2148 code for a protein of 406 amino acids.